UUAAGAUAUCGCGGCUGCCAGCCGUCGCAGGCGGUCACGUUAUAACCCCGCCCCUUGUUCCUCCGCUCCUGCACCGGCGACGAUGGAGCCGUCGGAAACUAAAAACGCGACGCUGGCGAUGUCAAAGAACAAGAAGAAAGAAAAGGAGAGGCGAAGCGAGGGGGAGUUCGAGUUCUGCGACGUCUGCAAGUUGAACCACGACCAGGGCCACCACCACAAGUACUUCACCGGCCACCGCCGGGCCCUCGCCGCCGCCCUCGCCCGCUUCCACGAGAAACUCGCCGACCUCCGCUUCUUCCUCCGCAACCCCUCCCCCCUCCGCCCCGAGCACUCCGCCCUCAACCGCCUCUGGUGCCUCUUCUGCGCCGUCGACCUCCGCGAGCUCGGCAGCCCCUUCGCCUGUAGCAACGCAAUCUAUCAUCUGGCGAGCUUGGAGCAUUUGGAGAAUAUUAAGGGUUUCUUGCGGAAGCACGGGGGAGAGAUGGAUCGGGUUGCUUUGUUUAGGGUCUCCGAGGCAGAGCUCCUUAAGUGGGAGAAGGGAUGUGAAUUACUGAAGAAUGCAGCUUCAUCAUCAAGCGAAGGACAUAUAGGACCAUCACCUGGGCCGUCAAAAGAUAUCCAAUAUGAACUUACCUCUAACAACAUGGAUAAUUUUCAGAAAAACUAUAAGCACACUUUUAGUUCAACUGUUUCUCAUACUGUUAUGCCUUUACAAAGUCUUACCAAUGAGGGGUAUCGAGCUUGCCCUCCAGAGUUUAGUGGAACCACAGGUGCUGGUUCGAUUCCAUAUGUUGCAACUCCUUUGGCAGUAGGUGCGCUGCAAAAUGUGGGUCUUCAGGACAUGCAUGCCAUGGGAAAUGUUGGGCAUUUGACAGGCAGCCAAGCUACUCCUAUUAGAAACAAAGGGAAAGGUUCAGUUGGUUUGUCUUUUGGUAAUAGAGUGGAUCAAAGAUCAGAUUUCAGAGGGGACUGCACUGGGGUAUUGCAGACUUUGACUCAAGUAUCUUUUCCUUCUGGAGGCUGUCAAGCAAAUGUGCAUACUGGUGCUCCACCUCCCUGGUUUGAAACAAGUGAAGAACAUGAAAAAAGUCUCACAUACAAAGGGUUACACAUGGAUAAGAAGUUAGGGAAGUCACGAAAAUUGAAUCCUAAACGUGUGGGAGCAGCAUGGGCAGAAAAAAGAAGAAUUGAACUUGAGAUGGAGAAGCGAGGGGAAGUUGUUGCAAAAAGUUGGGAUGCUAACUGGCUACCCAAUUUUGGUAGAGUUUGGCAAAAAGGUACCAGAAAGGAGUCUAGAAAAGAAUUUGAGAUAGAGAAACGAAAAUUCUUCAAGAAUGAGAACCAGUCUGAAUCACCACUCAAAAUACAACCAUAUAUAAGCAAACGAAUGCGAAUGAGUUCUAAUACAGAUGGUGCAGCCAAUGGCCAUGUUGAAGAAUACACUAAUAUUUGUGACACUUAAAAAAGUGAAAAGAUAUUCACAAUCUGUGUGGUAUGUAUAUAGUCAUCACACGGAUCUUUUAUUAAUUUUUUAACAUUUAAGCAUUAGAGAAUGGCACAAAUAAUUUGAUUGCACUGUUAACUCAAUUGCAUUAACAAAGGGCAGAAAGAAAUCAUGCAUUUUUGGGAUGACCAGCUUUCUAAGAGGGACCGUAGAUUGAAGUACCAGAAGGCUUGCGGUUUUGGCUUGCAUUGCAUUUUGAAACAUGGAAAGUUCAAUGUAUGUCGGUACUCAUCCCAGCUUCGUUUUAACUUUUCACCAGCUAAUGACAAAACGAAUUUCUUA
Messenger RNA from Phoenix dactylifera (date palm), 1786 nucleotides. The record is from RefSeq and is a predicted model, not a curated record. Lineage: Eukaryota; Viridiplantae; Streptophyta; Magnoliopsida; Arecales; Arecaceae.